Messenger RNA from Lactuca saligna, 495 nucleotides. NCBI's taxonomy places the organism in Eukaryota, Viridiplantae, Streptophyta, Magnoliopsida, Asterales, Asteraceae. The record is from the annotation of a GenBank genome assembly.
AUGUGGAAUUUACGUGGUCCUCAUACGAUUGCACCCAACCUUGAUAAAGAUUACAUUGAGGAUUUUAAUCUUUUGUUUGGUGUUUCUUGGUUUGUAUAUUCAAAGCUCAUCGACUUUAUUCUUUCAGAUGGCCACGAAAAUUUCUUCACUUUAAAGAUACAUCAUGGUGGAUCUUUUACAAAGUUCCCCGGAAGAAAUUACGUUGAGGGAAGGUUGUCAUUCUUUGACUUUGUUGACACUGGUCUUUUUUCAGUUCAUGAUCUAAAUGAUAUGAUUCAUGAGAUAGGGUAUUCUAAGGAUGACACAAUGUACUAUCAUUAUAGAAUUCCUAAUCUAGACUUAGAUUUUGUAUUGAAGGCUCUAGGAAAUGAUCAAGACGUUAUAUCUAUGGCUCAAUAUAUCCCUCAAAACAGAGUGAUUAAUGUGUAUGUUGAACCUGGUUCUAGAAGACUUCACACUUACUUCAUGUCCCCAAGUAAAGUUGUUAUUAAGUAA